Messenger RNA from Hermetia illucens (black soldier fly), 1769 nucleotides. It is a transcript of the gene Bap60, whose product is annotated as brahma-associated protein of 60 kDa. Gene Ontology annotation, biological process: regulation of transcription by RNA polymerase II. The transcript is spliced from 3 exons. Gene Ontology annotation, cellular component: nucleus; SWI/SNF complex. NCBI's taxonomy places the organism in Eukaryota, Metazoa, Arthropoda, Insecta, Diptera, Stratiomyidae. The record is from RefSeq and is a predicted model, not a curated record. Bases 130 to 1626 code for a protein of 498 amino acids.
UUGUAUUUAACCUAGAUUCUGGCCGUCUGGAAUACGUCAAUAAAUCAUCUCAUUAGUCGCGUCCAUUGAAACCAGUUAUUUUCGGGAGGUAGUGAAGUGCCAGUGCGAGAGCUUGGAAAAGUUACGAAUAUGUCACAAAGGUUUCCAACUACCGGUCCUGCGGCUUCCCCGGGCCCGGCGCAACCCCGAUAUCAAGCUCCGCCAACGACACCGGGUAUGCGUCCUUAUGCUUCGGGAGGUGGUUUUGCGCGGGGAUUCACUCCUCCACAACAAGUUGGGAGCAAUCCAUCGCCAGGAAGUGCCAAUCUUCACCCACGUGCCGGCCAGCCAGGCUUUCAGAGUGGCCUUCGCGGAAGCAGUCUUUCUUCAGGUGGCGGUGGCAAGCGUUCGGCUGAAUCCCGCAAUUCCCUGAACAACCCUCAUGGCAAGGGGGAAUACACUUCCAGUAAAAAGAAGAAGAAGUUGGCUGAUAAAAUCUUACCCCAGAAAGUACGUGAUUUGGUGCCAGAAUCACAGGCUUACAUGGAUUUGCUUGCUUUCGAGCGGAAACUUGACGCCACAAUCAUGAGAAAACGCCUCGACAUUCAGGAGGCACUUAAGCGCCCAAUGAAACAGAAGCGAAAACUGAGAAUUUUUAUAUCUAACACUUUUUAUCCAAGCAAAGAGACUGCUGAUGGUGGCGACAACACCGAUGGGGCGGUGGCGUCUUGGGAGCUUCGAGUCGAAGGUCGUCUCUUGGAGGAUAACAAAAACGACCCGAAUAAAAUCAAGCGAAAAUUCUCAAGUUUCUUCAAAUCGCUCGUAAUUGAGCUAGACAAAGAGCUUUACGGACCAGAUAACCACCUGGUGGAAUGGCAUCGCACACACACAACUCAGGAAACGGACGGUUUCCAAGUGAAGCGUCCUGGUGACCGCAAUGUUCGUUGCACAAUUUUACUUCUGCUCGACUAUCAGCCCUUGCAGUUCAAACUUGAUCCCCGUUUGGCGAGAUUGCUUGGCGUUCACACUCAGACCCGGCCUGUUAUCAUCAGCGCCCUUUGGCAGUACAUUAAAACUCACAAACUGCAAGAUGCGCACGAGCGCGAGUUCAUAAACUGUGACAAGUAUUUAGAGCAAAUUUUCGGCUGCCCGCGGAUGAAGUUUGCUGAAAUACCGCAGCGCCUGAACCCACUUCUGCAUCCCCCGGAUCCAAUCGUCAUCAACCAUUUCAUUGAGAGCGGUGCGGAGAACAAGCAAACCGCCUGCUACGACAUCGACGUCGAAGUUGAUGACACUCUGAAGAACCAAAUGAAUAAUUUCCUGAAUAGCACCGCCAGCCAACAGGAGAUCCAGGGACUUGACUCGAAAAUCCACGAAACAGUUGAAACCAUAAACCAGCUGAAAACAAACCGCGAGUUCUUUUUGAGUUUCGCCAAAGACCCGCAAACAUUCAUUCACCGCUGGACCGUCAGCCAGACCAGGGACUUGAAGACUAUGACCGACGUUGUAGGGAAUCCGGAGGAGGAAAGACGUGCCGAAUUCUACUAUCAGCCUUGGACGCAGGAAGCGGUGUCUCGUUACUUCUUCACUAAAGUCAACCAGAAGCGGGCUGAGCUGGAGCAGGCUUUGGGGAUUCGUAAUUCGUAGAUUGUUAUUGCACUAUGUGCGAUGAUGUUUCAUUCUUUUUAAGGAGUCAGACAUUCUACAUGAUUUUAUGAUUAUUUUAUUGCUUUGAUUGUAAGCGGUAUUGAUAAGGAGUAAUCAAUAAAAUUUGUGUUUUCUUUAAGAGA